Molecule: messenger RNA, 1314 nt
Organism: Peromyscus maniculatus bairdii (prairie deer mouse)
Lineage: Eukaryota; Metazoa; Chordata; Mammalia; Rodentia; Cricetidae
Gene: Mcrip2
Product: MAPK regulated corepressor interacting protein 2
Source: RefSeq, a predicted model, not a curated record
CCCAAGGCUCUGGCCCUCAAGGUCUUUAGGCCCUGUCCUUGCAGAAAAAAAAAAACUGCACGUGUUCCCCUCGGGCCUUAUCAGGUCCCUGCCCUUCACUGAUACCCUGGGGCACUGCAGCUCUCCUCCCCAGCAGGUGCCAGUGCCUGUCAGACCCAACAGUUCCUGACUUUCCUAACCAGCGGUGUGCCAAGGGCUCCAGGGAAGCUCAUCCCUGGCCACUUUGGAUUUCAGCUAUUGUGACCUGGAUGGGAUCCCACUCCUUCAGGGCCGAACCUUACACUUCUUUGGCUCAAUUUACUGUUUCCUGGGCCGGUAGAAUUUGCUCCUGAUCUUUGCAGGCAUGUAGGCUUUUGGGCUCAAGACUCUGGUAUAGGUGGCGUGUGACCAGCUAAGGGCUCUAGGGUCUCAGAGGGAGCACAAGUUGAGGAUAAUCUUUUGGAGGCCAAGACUAGCCUCAGCUGGAGAGUCGGUGUGACCGGCUUAGCCCCUCUUAUCUCUCAGCUACUGGGCUUCGGAUGCCAUAGGUGGGAGGCACCUGUGUGGAUUAUGUUGGCUGUUCUGGCGGAGUUGAGGGCUUCCUGCUAGAGAGGCGUGUUGGCAACUCUGCUCCAUUCCGGAUGUUAAGUUCUCAUGCAAAGUGCCCCUCUGACCUGAGGAGGAAGCCAGAGCGGCGUGGGCCACCUGAGCCCAGGAAGGCGAGCAGGCCUACGGGGACCGCGAGUGCCUGGCGGAGUGGCAGUCCGGGGCCGAGGCUUGUGUUCAAUCGAGUGAACGGCCGGCGGCCCCUCACCACAUCCCCAUCCCUCGAGGGAAGCCAAGAGACCUACACAUUGGCCCACGAGGAGAACGUCCGAUUUGUGUCCGAAGCCUGGCAGCAGGUAGAGCGACAGCUGGAUGGCGGCCCUGCCGAUAAGAGUGGCCCUCGUCCUGUGCAGUAUGUGGAGAGCUCUCCUGAUCCCCGGCUGCAGAACUUUGUACCUAUUGACCUGGAUGAGUGGUGGGCACAGCAGUUCCUGGCUAGAAUCACCAACUGUUCCUAACACCUGUCCAUGAGGGAAUGCUGCCAUAGUGGACCUUUUGCCCGAAGAGGACCAUGGUGCGCCCGUCCACCUUGUGGCCAGGCUGGGUACCGGUCACACCUGAAGUGCCAACCUUGGGACUUUUGCACCUGUUGUUCCCUUGGCUUGGCUGUCCCAAGCUGCCAGAGCCAGAGGCCAAACCUGUCUAACCUCAGUCCUGCUCACUGUGCCCAGGGACCAGCCCCUGGGGCUGGCAGGGAGGAGCCCAGGCUAAUAAAGUUGAGAAACUGCC